GACGUCACCUGAGGGAGAAGAAAUGGGCGAACUGUAGUAUCCUGGGGGUCCUGCAUUUGCUGUAAAGAUGAUGUCGCUCUGGCUCAAAAAUCCACAACAAUCUAAUAAAUUGUUUUGCAUCGAAGCCAUUACAUAUUAAAAUUAUCAAUCUAAAUACCUAACAAACGAGAACACUAAUAAAGAAAUCGGUUUCCGUAAGUUCGAAACAGAAUUGUUUGAUACGAAAAGUGGGGAUUGGGGAUGAAGAGCAGCGUACGUUCAAUUGCCGUCGUGAGGCAAUUUUCACACGCAGCUCGUGGUGGAAUAUAAGUACCCAUCGGUGUUGGUGUCAUGCCAAGUAGUCGUGAUGAACGCAAUGGGAGACUUGGAGAUCACAUCAAAAGGACAAGUAGCAUGCAUGUUAGGUCAGAUGCAUCGGGAAGUGACUUAGAGGCUAACAAUAUGGAAAGUGUAUCUGAAUCUAGGAGUAGUAAACUUUCUCGUCGCCAUAGUGGGGGAAGUAAAAGUGGAAGGAAUUUGACUAGUAGUUCUGGAAGCAAAAAAAGUCGGAGAAAAAGGCACUCAAGAGAAGCUCUAUCUGGAGUGCCUCAAGACAAUAAUCAAAUUCACUCUCUUGCUUCGUCAGUUGUGAAGCCACUUGUUGAAUAUUCUGAUGUUAGUUCGGAAGAUUUGUCAGGGCCAGAGGCAGGUGAAAUUCAAAGUGAUGAAAGUGUUCAUGCUACAUUAAGUGAAGGGGAAGUUAGCACUCCUCCUGGACAUGCACAUCAUCAUGGGCAUCGUAAACAUAGUAGGGAUAGUGAAAGAGGAAAGUCAUAUAGUAGUAGUAGUAGUAGGCAUCAUACAGACAGAAAGUAUCACCACUCUCCAUCAAGAAGUGAACAUAGACAUGGAGGGCAAAGACAUUUGUCCUCACCCCCAUUAGCUAUGAGAUCACCAUCUCCAUCAUCUGUUACACUGAAAGGCAAACAUCGAGAGAGACAUACAUCAGUUUCAUCCGUUACAUCGAAGGGGAGUGAGAAGAGGCAUCACCACCAUGGACGUUCUUCAUCAGUAGAGAAACACCAUGUCCCUAGACCUGUUUCUCCUCUAGAAGUUUAUCGGAAAAUUAAAGAAGAAAUGCAUAUGUCUGAAGGAAGGCAUCGGUCUGGAAGCUCAAGUCGUCGGAAAGAGAAGAAGCAUAAAAGGGAGAAAAAUGAAAGGAAGUCAAGAAGUACACACAGGAUGAGUAGAAGUCCAAAUUCUAAUAGUAGUAGGAAGAAGAAGAAAAAGAAGUAUGUUCAUUCCAGAAGUCAGAGUCCUGAAAUUGUUGAAGAUGGUAUUCUUAGGAGUCCAGAAGUAACAAGAAGAAUCAGUAGUCCUGCAAGAUCUGUUGAAGAUCUGGAUUGUGUGCGUGCAUGGAAUAGACCUGCUUCUCCUGAAGUGGAAACCAUAGAGUCGGCCUCUCCAGUGGAGAAAAAUAAUGUUAUUUCUCCUGAGUCUCCACCUUUUAUUGGAACACCUGUGAGCCCUCCAGGAGGAAGUGAUAUGGAUAUUGAACGCUCUGAUCAAGAAGGCAGUGGUUCCAUACAGUCUCGAACUCCACCUCCAACAGGAUCUACCCUUCACCGAAGUUCUCCUGUAGCUUCUCCUCACACACCACCUCUCCCACCGAAAGCAUAUGAAAAACUUGGGGUAUCGAGGUUAGCAGAAACUGAUCGUCUGCGAGGGAGUUGCUCACCAAGAAUAAUAGAUAGUGUGCGUAGUCCUCCACCUGCUGUACAUCGACCUCACAGCCCUGGAGAGAGAAUUGGCUCAAGGUCUAAACCAGUUCCAAUUGAUGAUGAUGAUGACGAUGAUGAACUGCCUUCUGCAUCGAGAAGGGAGCGUCGUCAAUGGUCAGGUCACAGUAUAUCUCCUGUUACACGACAUCCUCCUCAGUCUCAUUCCAGCCGCCGGAGUGCAAGUCCUUCAAGUCGUAAACGGCGAAAAUCAUCUCGGAGUGAUAGAUCACGGCGCCCACAUCGCCGAGAAAAAGAAAGAGAGAGACCGAAAUCAUCACGUUCUCGCAGAUCCAGGAGCAGGUCACCGGGAAGGAUACGUCGUCCUCCAAGUCGUUCAAUCACCCGUUCUCGCAGUCGCAGUGCCCCAAGAUGGAGACGGCCCAGUCGGUCUCGAUCCCGUUCUCCAAGAGGUCGCAAUGUCCGACACUGGAGUCGUUCCCCUAGUUACUUGGGGCGUGGAAAUCGACGAUCUUCUCGUUCCCGUUCUCCAAGAGCAAAGCCGCUCAUCCCAAAGAGACGCCGUUCCCAAACUCCAUCUCUACGUCGGUCCCGAAGCCCAUUCACGCGUCAACGUGCAUCACGCAGUCCCCAGACACCUCCUCGCAAAGUAGUAAAGGUUCGAUCUCGUAGCCCCAUUCCAAAGAGUCCUCGCACACCUAAAAGUCCAUUAUCAUCUACUUCAUCCAAAGAACUUAGAGUGGCAAAUAUGAGUGAAACAAGUCUCUUUUCAGAACUCGUUAAAAACAAAAAUACUCGUGAAUUGGCUAUGAAAUGGUCAGCUGCUUUGAAGGAAAAAACUGCAGCACGCGAUGAUUCAGAUGAUGUUAUUGUAAUUGAUAAAGAUGAAAAUAGUAAUGAUCAAACUGAAACCCCUAAUCCUACUCCCACUCCCCAGUUCACACAUAUGGCUCCUGUUGAUGUGAACAGCAUUCCUGUUCCUUGUGAAAAUGAUAUACCGCCUCAAGUACCAGCUUAUCCACAAGUUCCAGUGGCAGUACAAGCUUCCAGUGGUUAUUAUCCACCACCACUGCCUCGUGGAGUUCCUCCACAUACUGUUCCAGGUGCAAAUCAGUCACAAGCUGUAAUGCCACCUGUAGGAAACACUCCUAAUGCUGUUCCUGUUGUGGAGACAUCUCCCAUGUUACCUCAAACAUAUACAAUUCCUUCACCAAGUGUAACAUCAACUACUCCAGCUGCACAGACCAUUCCUAUUGUUGCAACUGUAGUUCCACCUCCUCCAGCAGCAAGUGCUGUUCCACCUACGACAGUACUGCCAACGACCCCACCACCAGCGGCAGCAGCAACAGCAGCAGCCCCGCCACCCCCACCACCACCACCUCCAGCAGCACGAGUUCAGGAAACAGUUAUCACUAUUACUUCUCCAAAGCCUCCUGCCAAAGUUGUAGCACCAGGACCAGUACCAACUCAAUCUUCUAGUGGAAAUGAAGCACAGCCGAAUAAACAAGAUGCCAAAUUAAAAAUAGGGCCAAGUGAUUGUACAGUGGGAAAAACAAAGGCUCUUGGUGACUCUGAAACAAGUGGCUCAAGAAUGGAGGCAAAUCGUCCUGUAAAUAAGCCAAAGGAUUUAACAAAGCUUCCUAUGCCUCCUGGAAUACAACAAAGUGACUUUGAAAGCAUUGAUUCUCCACCCAGUCGGUCACCCACACCUGAACCUGUCAAAACAAAACAGCCAGGAAUUAAAGAUUUACCCAUGCCUCCAGGUAUGUUAGACUCAGAAGAUCUCAGUCCUGAUGAAGAUGCAGUUUUAACUCCUCCUCCUCCAGCUGCUGUGGAAAGAUCCAGGCCUACACGAACACUUCCACGACCAAAAUUAAAGAGACCAAAGAUCAUACACCGUCGUCGAGCAAAAUUGACCAUUAACAAAGACUGGGGUGAACGUUGUGUAGAUGUAUUUGAAGUCAUGACUCAAAUUGGUGAGGGUACAUAUGGACAAGUUUACAAAGCAAGAGAUAAACAGUCCGGUGUUCUUGUUGCAUUGAAGAAAGUUCGUUUAGAAAAUGAAAAAGAAGGUUUUCCUAUUACUGCUGUACGUGAAAUUAAAAUCCUGCGGCAGUUAAACCACAAAAAUAUUGUGAAUCUUCGGGAAAUUGUUACUGACAAACAAGAUGCUUUGGAUUUCCGGAAGGACAAAGGCUCAUUUUAUCUAGUGUUUGAAUACAUGGACCAUGAUUUGAUGGGGUUACUGGAAUCUGGUAUGGUGGAUUUCAACGAAAAUCAUAAUGCAUCAAUAAUGCGCCAACUUUUGGAUGGUUUAAAUUAUUGUCAUAAGAAAAAUUUUCUUCAUCGUGACAUUAAGUGUAGCAAUAUUCUAAUGAACAAUAGAGGGGAGGUGAAACUUGCAGACUUUGGUUUGGCACGAUUAUAUAAUGCUGAUGAUAGAGAAAGACCAUAUACAAAUAAAGUUAUCACUUUGUGGUAUCGUCCUCCAGAACUUCUAUUAGGCGAAGAACGAUAUGGACCUGCAAUUGAUGUAUGGAGCUGCGGUUGCAUCUUAGGGGAACUAUUUGCCAAGAAACCAAUGUUUCAGGGAAAUGUUGAGCUUGCUCAGCUUGAAACCAUCUCUAGGAUUUGUGGGACUCCUACGCCAGCAGUCUGGCCUUCUGUUAUAAGGCUUCCUUUGUGGAAUAUGCUCAGGCCAAAGAAACCUCACAUCAGGCGUUUACAGGAGGAAUAUAAGAUGUUCAUGCCAACUCCUGCUUUAGAUCUACUAGACAAGAUGCUGCAGUUGGAUCCUUGUAAAAGAAUAACUGCAGAAGAAGCAUUAAAAUCAACAUGGCUCAAAAAUGUCAAUCCAGAAAAAAUGCCAAUACCUGAACUGCCAACAUGGCAAGAUUGCCAUGAGUUGUGGAGUAAAAAACGCCGACGUCAACUUAAAGAACAGCAAGAAUCCCUGCAAAAUUUACCUCCUGGGAAACCUUCUCUUAUGAAAGAAAAAUCAUUGCCUGGAAAAAUGCAAUUUGAUGAUGAAAUGGGCGGAUCUUCGAACUGUACACCCACGAAGCAACCAUUAUCUGAAAGUUCAUCCAAAGCAUUGAAGAAAGAAGCUGCUGGUUUCUCCUCCCGUUCAUCAGAAGAAUAUAACCAGAGUAUGUUAGCUGCUGCAAUGGCUGGUGGAGGAGCAGGACUACUGAAUCGCUCCCCUAUGUCUCAGCAGUUGCGAGAUGAUAAUUCUCCUCCAUCGCCAACUGGUCUUAUGGGACGACCCAUACCGCGUAUAGGAACAUCAGAAGGGUCACUGACUCCCCCUAGUAAUUCAGGCUCUCGGUUAGGAGCCCCUAUACGCCCUCCAGUUCCAAUAUCAACUUCUUCCAAUCAUUCAGAGAGUUCUCAUACACCACCAGGCUGCUCAAAAAUGUCUGAAGAUGCUUUAAGUGGUGGAACUGGAGUAGAACCACAACAAAUGUCACUGCAAAGACAACUCUCAGUGCUUUCUCAUGCAUUGACAAACAAAUUGCCAAUUCGUGUGGAGCAGCUGAUGGCCCUUCGCAAUGACAAGGAUGACCCAGUUACAUAUCAGCUAAUUGAAAAGUUGCAAGCAGAGCUUCUACUAGCCGGAAGUCCUGCUAAAUUCAACAGUAGUGUUCCUCCCCCCAAACUUGAUCCAAAACAUUUUGUAUUUAAUCCUCAAAGUGGUAGCUCCUGGGGCCUUGGCCAGAAAGGUGAUGGAUUUGAUGCCCAUGCUGUAUAUGCUGGUGACAAUGCAAUAAGCAGCAGUAGUGGUAAUCGAUCGCGUGGGCUUCUGACACCUUUAUCUACUGAAGGAGUACGACGUACAUUGGCAGAACUUCUUGUACGCCAUGGUUUAUCAGGACCUGCUGGUAUCCUUGCAAAAACUCUGCAAGUGGCACAACCAAAUAGUGAACCAAUUCCACUUCAUGUUCAUCCACACGCACGAGGGCUAUCUUCUCAACAUCCUGGAUAUAAUAAUGGCAGUGAACAAAUUAAAAAUCCUUCGGAAGGGCAACCAAUAGCAACUACAUAUAGUUCUGACCCCAAUAUUCGGACAGCUAUUGUUAAUGCUGACGAUGGGUUGAAAGGGCUUAGCCCUAGUGAAAGAGGGUGUCCACCUCACAACCAAAUGCUGAUAAGAAGUAGUGGUCGUGGUCGAGGUGGUAACAGUGUUGGGGGACUUAUACUGCCUAGAGUUGGGCUUCCCCCGAGAAGUGGACCUGGAAAUGUCUCUUUGGGAUCAGUUGGCCCUCGAAUGCCUCUACCUUCCCGAGAAGAACCUUCAGUAACAGGGCCACAUGUGUUCCCACCAACUAUGUGUGUCCGACCUCACAUUUCUCCGUGGGCACAACCUCCCCCUCGUACUGCUCCAGGACAGUCAUUUCCAUGGAGAGCACCACCCUCUAACAGGUAGUGUUGAUGUGCUGAAAAUAUUUUUGUGCGCAUGCGUGUGUGUGUAUUUAGUGGAGAACAUGUGCUGUGAAUAUUACUUUACAAAAAUGUGAUUUUGCUGCAAGUUGCUGUGUAUAAAUGAAAAUAUGGAAUGUACAGUUUAAAGUUCCUUCUAAAGAGAUUGAACUACUAAAUAAUGUACAAAAGAACCAGGGUAAUAGUGGAGGGUGUGAACUUAAUUUUUUCUUCCACUGUGUACUGUCUGUUAAUUAUUGUUGGGUCUUCGGGCAUUGUGCGAGGAGGGUGUUUCCUCCUUGGAUAUAAUGCUGAUAAUGCCUUUGUUUUUACUUUCAUUUCAUGUUAAUAUAAUAUUAUUUUAUUUCAAUUGUACUUUUUGCACUCAAAACUGAUGAAGCCUGACAAGUAAUGACUUUUUGUAUGUAACACCAGUUAGUUUAUUAUACUUAUUGCUGGUGAAUUGUUGUUACCCUUAUUGGUAUUGUUAUGAAAGAAAUUUGCUCAUAACUAAGCUCCCUUUCUUUUCCUUGUGAUGCUUCCAUUUUGUAUGAGUGAUUAUUAUCUUCCAGAAGACUUGAUACAUGAAAACAAUGCAAAUUGUGAAACAAAAGUAAUUUGUUGUAUUAGGGCCAGGUUGAUUAAUGCUUUGAAGGAAUAUAGUUAUUCCAAUUUCCAUCUGGCAUGAACAAUUUUGCAUAUAGCCCAGUCUAAGAUCAGUUAGUCAACAGUCAUGUAAUGACAAUUUGUUUCUGUACAUUUAGAGGUAUGACUGUACUACAUGCAGUACUCACAAUCUUUCUCUUCCCUGUAGGAAUUAUCAAAAAUUGCUUUAACAAAUCUUUUUGUAUAAUAAAAAACAAGUUAUUUUCACUACUGUCUAAUAAUGAGUAGUUUUUGUACCUGGGUUGUAUUAACUGCUGAAACCUUCAGAUACUGGAGUAAAACGGUGUCUGCUAUUUUAGAACAGAAUAAUGUAGUCGCCUGAAAUUUUUUCGUAUCGCACUUUUAAUGCACUUUAUUUAAAAGUGCUUGGUAAUUGGGAAAAGCGUGUCUGGCUGAAAUGCUCCAUUUUAGGUGCAUUUAAUUCCAGUGAAAUAAUGCAGUGCAUUUUCCCUUGCUGCUGCAUCACAUAUAAUAAAUAUGUAAAAUGAAAGAAGUUUUGCUGUUCUGCUUUUUUGAUGUUGCGUAUUUAGAUAUAUUGUAUCUGCAUUACACAGUACAAAUUAGGGCGUUUCACUUCUAUAAUCAAGUUCAGGAGUAUCAACAAUGUUCUGUGAUGGUGCGUUUUCAUAUAUAUAAAUAUAUAUUAUCGUUAUCACCUAGUCACAUUCUCUAAUUUAUUUACUAAUUUUCAGUGUGCAGACGUACUGUCAGCGUAUUUCAGAAUUGAAUAAUUGUGAUCCAUGAACAUUAAAAUAUCUUUUGCUUCGUUUAUGAUAUUCUACAUUGUGGUUUCCUAGAAUGAUAAAAAAAUUUUGAAGUAUUAAGCUGUUCUGUGAGCUACCUGUGAGUGCCUGUACAAGAUUUAAUAUCUGCUUUGUUAGCAGUGUACAUAAUAAAUCUAUUUUGUUUAGUGUAGGAAUAUUGUUCAGUUCAACGAAAAAGUACUCGGAACUGGAACAGAACGUUCUAGUAUAUCAGUAUUUCCUACAUAGAUAAUGAAACAGUGAUUAUUUCACAUAGAACAUUUUCAAUUAGAUAUUUACUGUAUAUCUAAAGGGAUCUGCCAAUUGUCGUGUCAAAUGGGUGUAACCAUCACAAAGGAUUCGUAAGUUGAAUAAUAAAUGCAAGAUCUCCAAUUCUGGAUUUUAUUUUGUGUAAAUAUGACAAAAGAGGUUAGUGAUAUCAUAUAUCCCUUUGAAAUGCAUACAUACUAUACUUAGUCCUACAAAUUUUGAAAACCAUUUAGGACAAGAAUUCAUUUUAAAGAAAGAGAAGAAAGUCUGAUCAUUCCAGCUUACAGAAUGAGAGCUACUUGUGCCUUGUGGCUGUUUGAUUUCUGUGAAUUUUGAAGUAUUGCCCUAUAAGAUAUAAAAUUUCAUUUCAUGGUGAAACAUGGCUCAUAAUCAAGUUGCUUUGUAAUAAAUACAUUAAAUAAUUAUACAUAGUAUAAAUGAAAAUAAUUGUUCUCUUGAGAAUGAAAGUGAUUGGAGAAUGCUUUUGUGAUUACUUUAGUUAAUGAUAUGAUGUAUGAAGUAGGAUGAAUUAAAUGUGAAGUUACAUGCAUUUGGUGUUAUCUUCCUAAAGAUGUGUAUAUCACUUCCUUCCAAAAAGAAAAUUCAAAUUCCCAGUGAAGAAAAUUAUGAGGGGAGACUAAUUGUUAGGUAAUGCAGAAUCUUAUCUUGUUCACACUGAAUAAUUUCCUUAUCAUCCCAGCAGUGACAGUGUGUGUGUACAUACAUACAAAUAUAUAUGUAUAGAGAGGUAGUAAAAAUGUCACAAGUCUGUUAGUCACAGUUCUGUUGGCAAUGGGCUUUGCAGACAACAAAGAAUAUUUAGCAUAUAUUUACUUUGGCCAAAGUUCUAUGUAAGUGUACUUCAAAUGCACAGAAUGUCUUGUAUAUCUAACCUAUAUUUUAUAUCUUUGUUUAUAGAGGAAAACAGCAUUUAUCGAGAGGUAUACUGAAUUACCAAAAUGCUAUUAAUUUUGAAAUUACCAACAUUCCUCGAGAACAUUAUCUGCAUUUGGCGUUAGUCUUGACAUUAUUGUCAUUGUCAUUUACAUAAUGUUACAAAGUGGCAAUUUAUUGGAUUGCACACUAGUUUUCCAAAUGCCUUUAAUGAAUUUCAAAACUAUUAAAAGAUGUUGAGUGUUCUGUGUAAUAAUAUCAACAUACGUAUACCUAAUACCACAUAAGGAAUACCGUGGCUUAAAACUUUUUUUUUGGUUAUAUACAUCUAAGAAUUCAUUUUCCUAAUACUAGUUCCAUAUUGUUUCUUGGACAUUGUUAUACCAUGAUAUUCCAGAAUUUCACAAAAUGCACCAAUGCUACUUUAUUGUUUUUGGG
Molecule: messenger RNA, 9148 nt
Organism: Gryllus bimaculatus (two-spotted cricket)
Lineage: Eukaryota; Metazoa; Arthropoda; Insecta; Orthoptera; Gryllidae
Source: the annotation of a GenBank genome assembly